UUUUUUUUUUUUUUUGGUUCACAUUCGGAGUCUUUCCCCUCUGCGUUGCCGAUGAAGUGAGUUCACGGAGAGCUUUUUUUCCCCCCCGUGCAAGGACACAACUACAUUUGUUGGCAUGAGAAUGGCUUGAAGCGAAACGAGAGGUUUGCUGAAGAAUGCACUGAAGUGGAAACAAAUGAAGAUUUCUACUGUCUGCGUGCGUUCUACAGUAAAAGACGGCAAACCAAUGGAUCGUUUGGGACAGGCUCCUAAUAUAGAUCUGCUGUUUUGGAAUAACAUGAAGAGAGUUCAUAUGGAUUCUUGCCCUGCUCAUGGCUGACAAAGGUGCAGGAUCAAGUCGCCUUUAGGAAGAACCUGGGAUUAAGUGGACUGAGAUUCAAAUGUGUCGAGGAUGCUUGUCACGGAUAUGUUAUGGUGCGAAGCUGGAUUGAUCAUAUCGCUUUAAUCCACUUGUAGCCCUCCCCAACCCCCAUACCCCACCCCAUGUCAGAUCUUCCCUAAAUUAUGGAAAUUUUUUGGAAGACGCUGACUUGGAUAUUUAGCCUGGUCUUGGCCGCUGCUGAAGCUCAGAUCCUUUCGUACAACUCUCAAGCGGAAUUCCUGUCCACGCUGGAGCACUAUCAGCUAACAGUACCAGUGCGGGUGAAUGAGAGGGGCCAGUUCAUGAGUUACACUGUGAAGCAUUACAGGCCCGGUCGGCGGAGACGUGGACUGGACCAGGACGAGCUGGACCACACCGAGACCAGGCUUUUUUACAAACUCUCAGCCUACGGCAAGCACUUUCACCUGAACCUGACACUCAACCCCAUCCUGGUUUCGAAACAUUUCACGGUAGAGUACUGGGGCAAAGACGGACUAGACUGGCAGCAUUCAGUGGUCGAUAACUGCCACUAUGUUGGAUACCUACUGGAUCAAUAUAGCACUACAAAAGUGGCAUUGAGCAACUGCAAAGGCUUGCAUGGUGUCAUAACCACAGAGGACGAGCAAUAUUUAAUAGAGCCAUUAAAAAAUAUAUCCAGAAAUUUCAGUGAUGUCAACCACGAAGGACAACCACAUGUUAUUUAUAAAAAGACUUCUAUUCCUUCUCUGCAAGAGCCAAGCGAGGAGUUCAGCUGUGGUGUUUCAGACCUCACGAUAAACAGGACUCCCAGCUACGAUACCAAUCCUGAAGCAAACACACCUUACCCGGCCCCGGACGGCGACAGCUCGAUGGGUGGCCACCGCCAGAGGCGUUCUGUCAGCUCUGAGCGCUUUGUGGAGACCCUGGUGGUGGCGGACAAAAUGAUGGUUGGCUACCACGGUCGCAAAGACAUCGAGCACUACAUCCUCUCCGUAAUGAAUAUUGUUGCCAAACUUUACCGUGAUGCCAGUCUUGGAAACGUUGUGAACAUUAUUGUAACCCGACUGAUUGUUCUGACGGAGGAUCAGACCAACUUAGAGAUAAACCACCAUGCGGACAAAUCUCUAGACAGCUUCUGUAAAUGGCAGAAAUCCAUUCUUUCUCAUCAGGGAGAUGGAAACAGUAUCCCAGAGAACGGGAUCGCCCAUCACGACAACGCUGUUCUCAUUACAAGGUAUGACAUCUGCACCUAUAAGAACAAACCCUGCGGUACUCUCGGUUUGGCGUCCGUAGCCGGGAUGUGUGAGCCAGAGAGGAGCUGUAGUAUUAAUGAAGAUAUAGGCCUCGGUUCGGCCUUCACUAUUGCACAUGAGAUCGGACACAAUUUCGGCAUGAACCACGAUGGGAUCGGGAACUCCUGCGGGACCAAAGGUCACGAGACAGCCAAGCUGAUGGCGGCCCAUAUCACAGCCAACACCAACCCCUUCUCCUGGUCGGCCUGCAGCAAGGACUAUAUCACCAGCUUUUUGGACUCAGGUCGGGGAACAUGUCUGGACAAUGAGCCUCUGAAACGAGACUUCCUGUACCCCACUGUGGCUCCAGGGCAGGUGUACGAUGCAGAUGAGCAGUGUCGUUUCCAGUACGGUGCCUCCUCCCGUCAGUGCAAAUAUGGGGAAGUGUGUAGAGAGCUCUGGUGCCUUAGCAAAAGUAACCGCUGUGUCACCAACAGUAUCCCCGCCGCAGAAGGAACCCUGUGCCAGACCAGCAGCAUCGAAAAGGGGUGGUGCUAUCAGGGGGAAUGUGUGGCGUUUGGGACGUGGCCGCAGAGCGUGGACGGAAGCUGGGGACCCUGGACCUCCUGGGGCGAGUGCAGUCGGACCUGCGGCGGAGGCGUCUCCUCUUCCAUGAGACACUGUGACAGCCCAGCGCCGACAGGCGGAGGGAAGUACUGCCUCGGGGAGAGGAAGCGCUACAGAUCGUGUAACACUGACGCUUGUCCAGCAGGAUCACGUGACUUUAGGGAGAAGCAGUGUGCCGAUUUUGACAGCAUGCCUUUCCGUGGGAAGUACUACAACUGGAAGCCGUACACUGGAGGUGGAGUGAAGCCGUGUGCGCUGAACUGUCUGGCUGAGGGCUACAACUUCUACACCGAGCGAUCGCCCGCCGUCGUCGACGGCACGCGCUGUCAGGCCGACUCGCUGGACAUCUGCAUCAACGGAGAGUGCAAGCACGUCGGCUGUGAUAACAUCCUGGGCUCGGAUGCCAAGGAGGACAGAUGCCGCGUGUGCGGAGGGGACGGCAGUACGUGUGAGGUCACCGAAGGACUGUUCAACGAUUCGCUGCCCCGAGGAGGUUAUAUGGAGGUUGUCCAGAUACCAAAAGGAUCGGUUCACAUAGAAAUCAGGGAAGUGGCCGUGUCGAAGAACUACAUCGCUUUGAAAUCGGAGGGGGAUGACUAUUACAUCAACGGAGCCUGGACCAUCGACUGGCCCCGGAAAUUUGACAUCGCAGGAACAGCCUUCCACUACAAGAGACCGACUGACGAAUCUGAGUCGCUUGAAGCUUUAGGAUCCACCACUGAAAGUUUGGUGGUUAUGGUGCUACUACAGGAACAGAACUUGGGCAUCCACUACAAGUUCAACGUACCGAUCCAGCGCACAGGGAGCGGGGACAAUGAAGUGGGCUUCUCCUGGCACCAUCUGCCCUGGUCUGAGUGCUCAGCUACAUGUGCAGGAGGCUCGCAGAAGCAGGAGGUGGUGUGUAAAAGACUGGACGACGGUUCGGUGGUCCAGAACAGCUACUGCGACCCGGACGGCAAACCGCCAGGGAACCAGCGACCUUGCAACACCGAGCCGUGUCCUCCGGAGUGGCUUAUCGGUGACUGGUCAGAAUGUGGGAAGACCUGUGACGGAGGUGUCCGAACACGUACUGUCUUGUGCAUCCGUAAAAUCGGACCCACAGAGGAAGAGACUCUGGAGGACAGUCACUGUCUGACUCAUCGGCCAAUAGAACAAGAGUCCUGCAACAAUCAGUCCUGUCCGCCCCAAUGGGUGACGCUGGACUGGUCUGAGUGUACCCCAAAGUGUGGCCCUGGCUUCAAGCACCGCAUAGUUCUAUGUAAAAGUAGCGACCUGACCAAAACCUUCCCACCAGCCCUCUGUUCUGACCACAUCAAACCUCCGGUCCGUAUUCGCUGCAGCCUGGGUCGCUGUCCGCCGCCGCGCUGGAUCCCUGGAGAAUGGGGACAGUGUUCUGCUCAGUGUGGACUCGGGCAGCAGAUGCGGACGGUUCAGUGUCUGUCAUAUACAGGACAGCCCUCCCCCGAAUGUCCAGAGUCACUACGGCCCAACAACAUGCAGCAGUGCGAAAGCAAAUGCGACGCUACGCCCAUCUCCGGUGGCGACGAGUGCAAAGACGUAAAUAAGGUGGCAUACUGCCCAUUGGUGCUGAAGUUCAAGUUCUGCAGCCGUGCGUACUUCAGACAGAUGUGCUGCAAGACGUGCCAAGGACACUGACCCCGUGGAGAGAAGCAGAGACAGAUGCUGCAAUGAGAAAAGAGAGAGAAAACUGGCAGAGAGUAAAGUCAAUGCUGGGCACAGAAGAAAGAAGCCUCUCUCUCGCUAAUCAACACACACACACACACACACACACACACAACUGCUUUUAGCCCUGUGGAACCCAAACCACUGCUCAGCACUGUGCUGACACCUGUUUUAUUUUCACUUCUGUGAAGUGGGAAUGUAUAAAAUGAUCAUUAUUGUUGUUAUUUUUAUAACAAUAAUAAUAAUAAUUGAUUUUGGUUAUUAUUAUUAUCAAUGUCUUUCUGUAGUUAUAAUCCAAAGUGCUGGACACAACACUCACAGAUAUGGCACGGCAGAGAUUUACUGCCGACAUAAGGGAGUUCGGGACAUUGGUAUAACCCUGGGUCUUGCAUUUACACUCCUAACAUGGUUCUGUUGUCAACACUUCAUUCAGGAGCCUUCAAACUGACAAUGAGAGCUCACAAUGGCAGCAUCGGAUCGAAUGGAAGUCACUUUUUCAAUAAGAGUUUGAGGCAACAUGAGUGUCAGAGACUGUUGAUGGUGUGACAAAGUAAUCCGAUACGGACAUUUCCAAACAUAGAUAGGGCUGAAACUUUGUGACCGCAACAUGCAUUUGGUUUAAAGUAAAAAAAAAAACAACAUUUAAAAUUUUUCACCCAAAUGAUAUUUUACUCUCCUUCUAGUUCAGGGGUAGCCAGUCCUGUUCCUGAAGAACCGCAGACUUCAGUUGCCAGUUGUUUUAACUAAACUCUGCAGGAUGGUAGCCCUUCAUGAGCAGGGUUGGUUUGGAUUGACUUUUGGUUUUUGAUUAGAAGUACAUACCAGGAUUGUCCAAUCAUACUCCUGUAAGGGUCAAUAUUCUAGAGUGUUUAGCGCCUACCUGCAACAACACACAUCUGGAAGUUUCUAAUCAUACUGCAGAUCCUAAUUAUGUGUGUUUAAUCGGCAUUGGAGCUGAAAUUUCACUUUGCUUUUAGUCGAACACUUGCAAACUUCUCUUACCACUUCCCCCCUCCCCCCUCAGGCGAAUCCAUUUUAAAGUGGGUUCUACUUUGUUAAAUUGACAGGUCACAUCUGUAGAGAGCCUCAACCCCUCGACUUUUACCAAGGGUGCUUGGUGUACACUUCAGGCAGCUUCAUAAACCAGAUUGCAACACAAUUAUUAUGUCACCUCAGACUGUGUUUAAUUUACCUCCAUGACUCUGACAUGUUAAUUAUUUUCUAAUUAUUUUAAAAAUAUAAAUAAAUCAACUCCACACAAGAAUCCAAUUGAUCAAAUGUUCAGGACGUUACAUUUUAGCCCGUCGCGAGGGUUAUGCCAGUAGUGGUCACUCAUGCAACAUAAUCAAAAACGUACAUCCAAAUCAAAGAAACUGAUGGAGGUCAGCAAAGGAAGGGCAUACAAACAAAAUAGAAGACAGUUGAGUCUAUUGGAGCAGGAUUGAAUAUCCUUAGAUGGGUAGUCAAUGUUGUUCAGUUUUUUUUUGUGGGUAAAUGGAGGUCGUACUAGAUAUACAUGUGGUUUAUUCGAAAUCCGUAACUUGGAACUUUUAUGCACAUUUAUUCACUCUGCAAAUGCUUUUUUCCAGAGCAACUUCCAUUGCAUUCAUAGUUUACAGCCCUCGAUCUUGGCAUGGCUAGAUUUUGUCAAUAACUUUUGAAAGUAAGAUAAAGACCCAAGGGCCAAAGACAAACAGGGUAGUGUGAUUGGGUGCUUUGGUGCUGAAUUUGUGCAGAAGAAAUCUCAAUUAUAGCUUCAGAGUCCAGAUGUUCAGUUGACUUAGCCACCUGUUUUACUGAGCUGAAUCACAUGACCACAGGCCAAAGAAUUCCACCAUUGUCUGACACCCGAACAAGGCCUGAAAAUCAGAUCAGUUCCAAAGGGACGUUUCUACUAUUGUGUCUCUAGAAUUAUUGUGGACUCCAGAGAGACAUUAAUUGCGAUUCUGACGUGAUUCUGCUUUAUGGAUCCAUAUUCUGCUUUAAAUUCUAGGGUUCUGACAUCUAUGCGUCUGUUCCGGGGACCGGCGUGUUCCAGACGCAAUAAUUUUCCCAUAAAAUGCGUGCUGCAGCCACACUCCGCCACAUUAUCAGCAGAAUACACAGACAAUCCAUCAGCACAGGGAUGACUUGCUCGGAGAUCUCCAGGUCUGUGAUGCUGAUGCAUUAGUAAAGUUAAGUGAAGGGCCAGUGCCUGGGUAACCUGCCAGACCCCACAGAUCCGGUCUGCCAUCAACUACCUCCAAAACACCCCCUCUUCCUCCUUCCCUGAGAUCACAGCACUUCCAGCCCACUCUCUUAAACCCUCCACACUCAAUGGUGCUUUUCUUUCCUCAGUGGAGGACUGUUUGUUCCACUGCCCUUCUUCCGCUCAUCUUUUGAGUGGGUGGCUCUUCUGGCCCCAUGGUGCUAUAAGACCUUGAUGCAUUCUGGGUAUGCGGUCUGAAAGAAACCCAAGAAUACUUUAGCUCUGUUCCAAAACCUAGUGAGCUCCCUACCUAGACCGGCUUUUUAAGGCAUCAUAGGUUUUACUUGCGCAACGGUCGUUCCAAAAAGUAGGCUGUUCAUUUUUUUUUUAUAAGACCUGUUUUUUAACCAAUUUCAAGGCUGAAUCACAUUUCUUUUGCAAAGGCAAUCCCAGAAUGCACUGUUCAGUGUCAGACAAGGUGAAAAAUGUGCUUUGCAUUUUUAUGCUUGUUGGACUAUUGUAUCAUUAGCCUAGCUACUGGAAACAAUUGUGCGUCAUGUUUACUGUGCACUUUACGAAUGCUAUUUGUGUGGCAUGUGAGGUUGUUGCAUACGUAGUCUUGCAAAUCAGUCAGUUGACAGGUCCUAUUACCGUUACGAUGCUGCUCUAGUCCUGAAAUAUACUCUACACAACCAUACAAAUACAAAUUCUAGCUAAACUCAAUUUUACAUGAUGCGUUAUGUUGGACCAUGUCGCAUUCUUAGCAUCGGUGCUGUACUAUUACUGCUAGAACAAAUCGAGAGCCCAUGCUAAGUAUGUUCAAAAUGCAUGUUAGCAUACUUACCCAAGUUAUGUUUCUUGACAUGGAAAGCAGUCGACUAAGCCACGCUAAGAAAAGCAGCUUGCUAGGUUUUGGAACAAAGCUUUCUUUCUGUCUUUUACAUUGGUUUAUGUUUGUAAACUUUUCAACAACCGAAUGUUGCAUUUUUCCAUCAACUAUGACUGAGUGACUUUUAACCUGCUAUCUUAUAGCAAGAUGAUAUAGCAUCAAUUUUAAUCAUCUUUGUUACAGGACACAGUACAUGAAUGAAAUCGAGGAGUUAUGGGACAUUUUUAUGUUUUUUUAAUCAUACAACCGAUCUACUUUUGCUGCUGCUACUCUUUUGUAGCCACAAACACAAUAUUAUUCAAUUAUGUAUUAUGAAAUGUACUGGGAUUAUUCAACAGUGAACAGUGAACAGCAGAACUGUAGGCCCGACAUGCUGAGCAUCCUGUAAAAAGGCUUGAAGUACAAGUUUACUGGCUUUGGGACACGGACUCUCAAUAAGACACUCAAUGAAACUGGUACUGAUCGCUGUGAACUUGUGUCUUUGAAUGUCACAUUGUUUAACCUGUACCUAUAGAAGAGAGUUUUGCAUUUUUUGUGAAUAGUUGCUUACAUUUUAUAUUCAGUAUUAUUAAUGUUGGUACACUGUUACUAAUUUUUUUUUUCAUUUGUAAAUUAUAUGCUAAUUUAUUGCCUUGUGUCACUUGUCUUAUGUAUGUUUCACUGCAUGCAAACUGAAAACUAGUCUAGUGAAAUCGAUGCAGUGGAAUAACACCCUUCACGAUCUUGUUUUAGUCUUGGUAAAAUGUGAGUUUGAAUGUGUCUUAUUUGCUACUAGAGCGCUCUUAAAACUACGUCAGAAUGCUUUUGUGUGAGUCUGUGCGUUUGAGUGUGUGUAUGUUGAUAUGAUAUUACUGCACUGUUUCUCGAGGGCCAGUGCUCACAAAAAUAAUAAUAAUAAAUAAUGGUAAAUGGUGUCAAAGGGUAAGGACAAAAAUAUUCCCAUAGUAACACUUUAACAUUCUCAGUCCUUUGGCUUGUACCCUUGGUGAAUCCAACAAUAUGUAAUGGAUCCUGAAUAAAAUGACUUUAAAAGGGU
Messenger RNA from Puntigrus tetrazona (Sumatra barb), 7995 nucleotides. RefSeq names its product ADAM metallopeptidase with thrombospondin type 1 motif, 6 (gene adamts6). Gene Ontology annotation, biological process: extracellular matrix organization; proteolysis. The transcript is spliced from 25 exons. Gene Ontology annotation, cellular component: extracellular matrix. Lineage: Eukaryota; Metazoa; Chordata; Actinopteri; Cypriniformes; Cyprinidae. The coding region runs from base 505 to 3855 and encodes 1116 amino acids. The record is from RefSeq and is a predicted model, not a curated record. Gene Ontology annotation, molecular function: metalloendopeptidase activity.